GAAAGGUACUUCAACUUUCAGGUCUUUCUUCUUUCUUGACGUGGAUGGUUGUCUCUGUUUUCCAUGUCCAAAAGCACUUAUUUUUCUUGGUUUUUUUCCUUCUUUCUACCUGUAAGGCCCGUUUCUGAUUCUCUUUGUUUUGGUUGGUUCGACUCAAAAUCUUAACUUUGAUCUAAAAUUUUCAUCUUUUUUCUCUCCCAUAUGAGUUUGAGUUUUGUAUAAAGAAAGAUGGCUUAUAACUACCAAGGUAACUUCAACAAUAAAAUCGAUUAUGUGUUCAAAAUAGUGUUGAUUGGAGACUCAGCGGUUGGAAAGUCUCAGCUUCUCGCUCGUUUUGCAAGAGAUGAAUUCAAUUUAGAUUCAAAGGCCACGAUUGGUGUUGAGUUCCAGACAAAAACUCUUGUUAUUGAUACCAAAAAUGUCAAGGCUCAGAUUUGGGACACUGCUGGUCAAGAACGGUAUCGCGCUGUUACAAGUGCAUACUACAGAGGUGCAGUGGGGGCAAUGCUGGUCUAUGACAUAUCUAAGCGUCAGUCGUUUGAUCAUGUAGCCAAAUGGUUGGAGGAAUUGCGAGGACAUGCAGAUAAAAAUAUUUUGAUCAUGCUUGUAGGCAACAAGUCUGAUCUGGGGAACCUUCGAGCUGUACCUACUGAGGAUGCGAAAGAGUUUGCUGAAAUGGAAAACCUGUUCUUUAUGGAGACAUCAGCUCUUGAGUCAACUAAUGUUGAAACAGCUUUUGUCACAGUCUUGACAGAGAUUUAUCGAGUUGUUACCAAAAAGUCUCUUGUCGCCAAUGAUGAAUCUGAAUCCGGUGGCAGUGCAUCGCUUCUCACGGGUACCAAGAUUGUUGUCCCUGGUCAGGAGCCAGAGUCUGGGGGAAGGAGUUUCAGCUGUUGCACAUCAUCAUAGGAUAUUCUUCUCCUUCCACCUACCGCAUACAGGUCACCACUGUUUAUAGCUUCUGGAAUUUUUUUUGCCUUCAUUCAAGGUUUUACCCUCCUUCCCAUUUGCAUAAAAAAAUUCCAAGGUGAUGUGAUGUGAUGAAUUUAAGGGAGAAGCAAACUUGUUUGCAAAACGAAACUAACUUUUUCACGAUUUAAGCUGUGUUUGGUAGUGGAAAUACACAAGUUGCCUGUAAAUUAUACAUGUAAUCCAAUCGAUUGGCAGCAUUUCCUCCAUAAUAUGAAUUUCGAUUCAGAUAGAAUACAUUGCUUGUGCGAUAA
This is a messenger RNA of Pistacia vera, 1223 nucleotides long. RefSeq names its product ras-related protein RABA4c-like. Gene Ontology annotation, cellular component: endosome. The record is from RefSeq and is a predicted model, not a curated record. Gene Ontology annotation, molecular function: GTPase activity; GTP binding. Bases 229 to 909 code for a protein of 226 amino acids. Lineage: Eukaryota; Viridiplantae; Streptophyta; Magnoliopsida; Sapindales; Anacardiaceae. The transcript has 3 exons.